UUGGGGAAUGAUUGGAGGUUUUGUUGCUAAGAUUUGCACUCAUUUUAUUAUUAUUUUUUAGCAAGAAUCUGAAUUAAACACAGGAGUUUAUUCCCUUCCCCACUCCUUCUCUCAAUCUCCCCUCUUCCUUUUUCUCUCCCUCUCUGUGUGGGUUAUUUGCUGAAAGCUCCAACUAUUGGCGUUGUGAGGAGAGGAGGAGACACAGGGAACAGCAGAGACAGAGUCACAUCCCCCAGUGAUUUUGUUGGGACCUCUCUGAUGGCUUUCACUAUGUUGAGACCUAUUGCAAAUCGUCACUUCUACCCCGAUGUCAGUCUACAUUCAGAGGACGACGACAACAAGAGUGAAAGCGAUGGUUCGGAUCAGUCCUUCGAGUGUUGCAAUGGCUCAGGGAAGAGAAGGAAAGUGACUUACAGUAAGACUGGAGUGCUGGUCAAACACAGACAGGCUGCCAACGCCAGAGAGAGAGACAGGACCCACAGUGUCAACACAGCCUUCAGUGCUCUCAGGACUCUCAUUCCCACUGAGCCAGCAGACAGGAAGCUUUCCAAAAUCGAAACCCUUCGCCUGGCAUCCAGCUACAUCUCCCACCUGGGCAACAUCUUGCUGGUGGGAGAGGAGUGCAUGGAUGGUCAACCCUGUCUGGCCACAGUCUACAGUCAGAGUGAGCUGCUGGAGGGGUCCCAGCCCAGACCCAUCUGCACCUUCUGUCUCAGCAACCAGAGGAAAGGGGUUAAGGAGAGAGACGGGAAGAGCGGUUACUCCAAGCUGAGGGGCCCGGGUACUCUACGGAUGCAACGCCAGUAACAGAUGCACCAAGAGGCGGCUUAGAGAGUGAGAGAGGGUCGGGAACAGAGUCCUGCCUGCCUUGCAAGUAGCUAGUGAUCAGAUGGUCCUCAAGGUCAGGGGCAAAGGAAGAACGGGUUCUCUGCAUCACACACGUGGCAGAACUUUGGACAUGGGAGUGUUAAUGUAUCAUUGAGCCCCCUUUCCCCUGACCCCACCCCAGCCCAACCCAUUCAGUGGUGUUUCCCCAACUCAUGAACUGUUCGAGAACAUGUAGACCAUGAUGGAGUGAACCGUGCUUGCAAAGCGAGAGAAGAAACAAGCAGAGAUCUAGCAAGCUGAAGAUAAUCUCAGUUUUUUUUUCUGUGUGUGUUGAGUGUUUGUGUCCAUA
This is a messenger RNA of Callorhinchus milii (elephant shark), 1177 nucleotides long. It is a transcript of the gene tcf15, whose product is annotated as transcription factor 15. The record is from RefSeq and is a predicted model, not a curated record. The coding region runs from base 259 to 807 and encodes 182 amino acids. Gene Ontology annotation, molecular function: DNA-binding transcription factor activity, RNA polymerase II-specific; RNA polymerase II transcription regulatory region sequence-specific DNA binding; protein dimerization activity. Gene Ontology annotation, biological process: developmental process; regulation of transcription by RNA polymerase II. The transcript has 2 exons. NCBI's taxonomy places the organism in Eukaryota, Metazoa, Chordata, Chondrichthyes, Chimaeriformes, Callorhinchidae.